Messenger RNA from Macrosteles quadrilineatus (aster leafhopper), 4248 nucleotides. RefSeq names its product blood vessel epicardial substance-like. The record is from RefSeq and is a predicted model, not a curated record. Gene Ontology annotation, molecular function: cAMP binding. Gene Ontology annotation, cellular component: sarcolemma. The transcript has 8 exons. NCBI's taxonomy places the organism in Eukaryota, Metazoa, Arthropoda, Insecta, Hemiptera, Cicadellidae. Bases 519 to 1592 code for a protein of 357 amino acids.
AAAUGAUUGGUCUAUUCACCGGCUGUCAAAAGCUGUUUCUGUACUGUUUGUGUAUCAUUGUACCUGUGUUGCCUUCAUGUCGUGCUGUGGUGCCCUUCUUUAGUGAUUUUAGUGUGUUAAUUUUGUCGUCGUAUUCGUAUGCUGUACUGCAAAGGUGUUUCAGCUAGUUUUAUUCCCUAGGGUGAAGAGAUCUUCCAAAUUAUAGACCUUUCAUUAUGUUUUUAUCGACGACAUUGCAAGUCCUAAAAUAGUGGAUUUUUAGGUUAACUUAUUAUUGAUUUAGACAUCCCAUAUUUCAAGUUUUAACAUUAUUCCUUGACCUUAUAAGUUAACUUAGCAUAUGAACAUCGUUUGAAGAAUUAUUAACAAGUCAGACAUUUCUUUGAAAAUUAUAAACCAGCACAUUCAUAAAGCACAAUAAGAAAAACAUGAUAACUUGCCAUGUCUCCUGUAAAUAGGAACAACAAUUAUUUUAAAGCAUCUUCUGUGAUACUGUUAGAAGGUAAUGUUCGACAGUGAUGUCUAUAAGCACUAGUAGCUCUAACUACACGGGAGCAACGUCUGCCAUGGGAGUGCCAUAUCAGCCUAGGCUCCCUUCUCCGGGAAACGGAGACAUUGUAGAUGAUUGGCCCAAUAGUACAUUCAAUGUAUCACUGAUAUCGUCUGUGUUCGGUGUUACGUAUUGCACACACUGGGGGCCAGUGAACCAUGGAUAUUUUCAACUUGCCAAUACGUUUUUCUUUCUCUCGUAUCUUGCCCCGAAUGGACUAUAUGGAAUUCUAUAUCUGAGAUGUACUUUGUUGGUCGGCUGUGCUUUUUUCGCGCUGUGGGGUUGGGCAGUGUUGUGUUCAUUUGACGCUUUCCUGUGGAACGCUAACUUUGUGGCGAUAAACUUCAUCCACGUUUGCAUCCUCCUGUACCAUUUACGACCCAUCAAAUUCACAAAGGAAGUUGAAGAGGUGUAUCAGGCGCUAUUCAGGCCGCUGAAGGUGACGAGGCAUCAGUUCAAGAAGGUGCUGGACUGUAUGAAGAUGAUCCGUCAACUCAAAUACCAGGAGGUGUACGCCCAGGAGAAGGUCACCAAAGUAGACAGCUUAUCAUUGGUGCUCUCGGGAAAAUUGGUGGUGUCACAGAAUGGUCGAGCGUUACACAUCGUGUUCCCUCACCAGUUCCUCGACUCCCCCGAGUGGUUUGGAGUCUCCACCGACGAGUACUUCCAGGUGUCUGUGACUGCUAUGGAAGACUCUCGUGUUUUGCUGUGGCACAGAGACAAGCUCAAGUUGUCCAUCAUCACAGACCAGUUCCUCCAAGCAGUCUUUGACCAUAUUCUUGGUCGAGACGUUGUCAAGAAGCUCAUGCAGGUGAGCGAGACUAUGUCGGCAACCAACUCGCACAACGGACAUCUCGCCAACAUGGACGAAACUGACGACAAGCCGAUGCUGAUUGUGAAGAAGACGGGCGACGGUCCUGGCAUUACAGCACUGAUUAACAGGCAGCUGCAAGAUGAUGAGCAUGCCCCAUUGAUACGUAGAGUCUGCCAUGAUCGUAGCCUAGAAAUGGUUAACCUCGCUCUUCAUAAUCCGGUUCCCUGACAGCCAAUGAUCCCAAUGCCUGGAGGCUCGGCAGGAUCGAGGAGGCCGACCACGAGACGCCAGUUUGACUCCCUCCUCGGAACUCCGGUCUGACGAGUCUCGAUAAGUUCUGAGGAUCUCAAACUCUAUAUUCAGAAGAUGAUAUUUUCGUUAUGUGUGAUAUAGAUGUAUUUUAUUUUAUGUUUCGUAAACUUGUUUUUCUAAGUGUAAAGCUUGAGAAUUGAAAUGGUGACUGUACUUACAAACUGUAGCUUUAGCCGAGGUAUUUACUGCCUGUCUUUUCCUAUGGUCGUUUACGAUUGACUUGGGUUUUGCAUGCAUAUGUUAUGUUUUUCCUCACUAAAUGUCUUAGUGAUUUUUACAGGUUUUUCAAUGUGACUUUUUAGGUUUUUAUUUUUUAGAAUACAGUAUUUCCUUUGUUUUGUAUAGGUACUAAAUUAUUUUUAUACUAUUUUGAAAUUCUUUAUUUUUAUAUCCAUCAGAGAAUAAACAAAUUAAUUUAAAGAAUUAAUUUCUUUAAAAUCAUAAUUAAUAUGGCUAUUAAUUUGCCAUACCAAAUUUUAACAACCAUCGUGGUGAUAUGAUUUUACUUCUGUUAAUUCUGUUAAGUUAAGGAAUUCAUUUAAAGACAGUAAAGUGAAAUUUAAAUCUACAUUAAAAAGUUUACAAUCUUUUAGUGUAUUCAUAAUAAAAGGUUGACACGAAAAUGAUUACUGGUAAAACCUAAAAAUUAAGCAAAAACACUAUUAACAAUUAUUUGAAUGAAAUGAUUUUUUAGUGUCUGGUAAAUAGUGACAAAUGAGUAGAUUUCUAGACAAAGUUUCCGUCUAGUGCCUUCCCAACCCUAUCAUACAUCUUGGCAUGUAGAUUGUAUAUGUAAAUGUGACCUAUAUCAAACUUGUACCAGUCAAAUCUGUGGAGCUAGUUGAUGUAUAUAGGAAAAAGCAGAUGCACUAUAAAACUACUGUAGGAAAACAUUAAAUUUUAUACAUGUAUAUACAAUCUGUUUAAGAAUUACUUAAAAUGUUAUAAUGUCUUAUAUUCAUCUCAAAAUAUUAAAAAUGCAAAAUUGACAAAAAUCUAUUAUUUACAUUUUAUUUGAAAAACUGUAGAUUUUGUAGAAGGGAUUAAUAGGUUGCGUGAUUUGAUCAGUUGUGAGGUAGAUUCUUUGUGGAUUUUCUUAGGAAUAAUGAGUUGAAUUUACAAUUUUGUGCUUCUUAUUUGGAUAUUUUAAUGAAAAUGUUCCUAUACUAUAGUAAUGAUUGAGGAUAGAAAAUUAAGAAAAGCAACAGCACAUUUAAAAUAUUGUAGAUUUUACUAUUUUUUACCUAUACUUAUUAACUAAUAAAUUAAAAUGUUAAGCCUGGAUUGUGCAAACCUAUAGAUUUUUUAAUAAUCAUAAUAUCAAAUAGUUAAUUGAACAUUAAAUUAGAUACAAUUCAGCAUUGGCAUUGAAACAGUUCUGAGAGUACAUGAAUAAGCAUAUCAACAAAUUAUAUUUUACCUACUUAGUCAAAGAAUAUAACAUCUAAUUAGCAUUUUAAAUCAUAGUAAAAAUGUAUAUUUUAAAAGUGACAUAACAUUUGAAAGUAUCUUUAAGUUUCCUGGAUUUUGUAAAAAUAUUUUUGAGAAUAACAAAGAAAAGGUUUAUGGUUUUUAGUAGUGACGUGAUGAUACCAAAAUAUAUCAAUUCUCAAUUACGGGAACCAAUACCCAAAAAAUAAAUUGUUAAUACCAAUAGCAUUUCUUAUAGUUAUACCAUAUCUUCGGAAUGGAUUAUUUAUACUAUACCAAACCUCUGUCUUUAUGUCCUUCCAUAAAGUAUUUUUGGGGUAAAUGUAGAUCAGACAAAAAUAAUCUAAACGAAAAUUUUAUAACUAGAGGUGUCUCAGCCUGAUAUUUUCUGUCAAGCCGAUCUAGAGGUAAUAUCAUGAUCAAUGAUCAUCUCCUGCUGUUGUGGAGACAUCAUUUCUGGAAUCACUGCAAAAUCUUGAAUUUAUUCCUCUUUCACAAAACAACAUUACUGUCUUUUGCGGUCAAGGCAAAAUCCUGAAAAUCGCUCUGCGGUAACGGGAGAACCAUCAUCGAGUCACGGAAACGUUAUCAAUGUUUCCCGCGAUCACGGCAAAAUCAUGAACAUCUCUCCUGGUCAUGUAGACAUUAUCAUCAUCAUAGACUUUCAGGAUCACAGCAAAAGUCUUAUAAUCUCCUGUGGCCGUGUGGACUUCAUCAGGGUGUCCACAUUCUGGAAAGUCAGGGAUAGUCAGGGAAAGUCAUGGAAAAAAAUUCUAGUCAUUGAAAGUCAUGGAAAUAGGCAAAUAGUCAUGGAAAGUCAUGGAAAUUCCCAAUGAUGGAUGGAUUUGACGGGACUUAUACAGGACUUACAAUUUUCUAGUUGGCCGUAACCCUGACUUUUGUAGCAUUUUUCAGGAUUUUUUACAAUUGUACGACAAUUUAAUUUAUUACAGUUGUAUUACUUGAAUACAAUCUGUCCCUACUUAUCUUAUAAUUUAAUUUAAUAUUAUUAACUUAUUGUAGGAUAUUGUUGCAAUAGUAGUGUAUAUUAAAAUGUUACAACUUUAUUAUUACAACUCAAAUUGCAAUACAGUACAAAUAUUAUUAUAAUGUUUCGAGUUAUCUAAGUUCGUGAGGAGCU